GCUCCGUCGCGCGCAGCCUCCGACCUUCUUUUCUCGGGUACCGGAAGAAGGCGGUUCUCUUUUCGUUCCUAGCGCAGCCAUGGCUCGUGGUCCCAAGAAACAUCUGAAGCGUGUAGCAGCUCCAAAGCAUUGGAUGCUGGAUAAACUGACUGGUGUGUUCGCUCCUCGCCCAUCUACUGGUCCCCAUAAGCUGAGAGAGUGUCUUCCUCUCAUCAUUUUCUUAAGGAACAGACUUAAGUAUGCCCUAACAGGAGAUGAAGUAAAGAAGAUCUGUAUGCAGCGUUUUAUUAAGAUUGAUGGCAAGGUCCGAACUGAUAUAACAUACCCUGCUGGUUUUAUGGAUGUCAUCAGCAUUGACAAGACUGGAGAGAAUUUCCGUCUGAUCUAUGAUACCAAGGGUCGCUUUGCUGUUCAUCGGAUUACACUCGAGGAGGCCAAGUACAAGUUGUGCAAAGUGAGAAAGAUCUUUGUGGGGACAAAAGGAAUCCCCCAUCUGGUGACUCACGAUGCUCGCACCAUCCGCUACCCUGAUCCCCUCAUCAAAGUCAAUGACACCAUUCAGAUUGAUUUGGAAACCGGAAAGAUUACUGAUUUCAUCAAGUUUGACACUGGUAAUCUGUGUAUGGUGACUGGGGGUGCUAACCUGGGAAGAAUUGGUGUGAUCACCAACAGAGAGAGACACCCUGGUUCGUUUGAUGUGGUUCACGUGAAAGAUGCCAAUGGCAACAGCUUUGCCACCCGACUGUCCAACAUUUUUGUUAUUGGCAAAGGCAACAAACCAUGGAUUUCUCUUCCCCGUGGAAAGGGUAUCCGCCUCACCAUUGCUGAAGAGAGAGACAAGAGACUGGCGGCCAAACAGAGCAGUGGGUAGAAUGGUCCCUAGGUGACGUGAUUGGAAGUCUUUAUACCUAAUUAAAGACUGGACUCUGGGUGAUGGGAGGGAGAACACAAAGGACUUGUCAAAGAAGGAGCAGCAACUAACCCAGGAGCCGGGAGAGCGGGGGGAGGGGGGGGGGCAGAACUCAUCUGUUCUACUGAUUCUUCACU
Molecule: messenger RNA, 1047 nt
Organism: Lutra lutra (Eurasian river otter)
Lineage: Eukaryota; Metazoa; Chordata; Mammalia; Carnivora; Mustelidae
Gene: RPS4X
Product: ribosomal protein S4 X-linked
Exons: 8
Coding region: 80-871 (263 amino acids)
Biological process (GO): translation
Cellular component (GO): cytosolic small ribosomal subunit; ribosome
Molecular function (GO): RNA binding; structural constituent of ribosome
Source: RefSeq, a predicted model, not a curated record